This is a messenger RNA of Pochonia chlamydosporia 170, 378 nucleotides long. RefSeq lists its product as hypothetical. Bases 1 to 378 code for a protein of 125 amino acids. The record is from RefSeq and is a predicted model, not a curated record. NCBI's taxonomy places the organism in Eukaryota, Fungi, Ascomycota, Sordariomycetes, Hypocreales, Clavicipitaceae. The transcript has a single exon.
AUGGCCACUAUAUCCAGCUAUUUCGGCGCUGCCAAUGGUCGCCGUCCUGAUUCUGACCGAGUUAUUCUUGCUCCAGCACAUAUUAGCUCUCGCCCAAAAGACGUCAACGGAAUCCUGAUCGAGCCUGACGAAUUUAUGCUGAAUGGAAAGCGAUAUGUUCGCAACUCUGCUGUGGCAAAGCCCCAAAAGCACACCAAGAAGAGAACAUCAGUUGUCUGGCAAUAUGGCGAAGACAUACAACUCAUGCAGGACCCGACAAAAAGAUUCUGGUACUGUUAUCUGUGCGAACAGCAGCAGCGCCAACAGGGACUUCCAAUUUCCGGCAAGGGCAAUUGUACUGCCUUGCUCAGGGCUGGCCUCAUUUGGUGGCGUUAUUAG